Messenger RNA from Arctia plantaginis, 753 nucleotides. Lineage: Eukaryota; Metazoa; Arthropoda; Insecta; Lepidoptera; Erebidae. The record is from the annotation of a GenBank genome assembly.
AUGGAGCAGGAGACGAGAAGCGAGUCUCCAACGGACUCAAACAGACAAGAACACACUUCGAAAACGUCGUUCUUGAUAGAAGAUAUUCUUUACCGAGGACAUGACACACGGAGUUUUAAAACUCCGGAACAGAGAAGACACGAAUAUGAGAGAGAACCGAAGCCUUAUUUCCACGUGCCUGGCGAUAUUAGACCUCACAUGCCUGGCCGCGAGGGGUCAUACUUACAAGUCGCUAUGGGGGCUUUGGGGGCGUAUUUGCACACCCCGAAUACAUAUAAGGCUAUUGAAGCCCCUUAUUUCUUAUCACAAGGAGUUCCAUACCAUGCUCUGUUCACUCCUUCCGAACUGUCCCUCUCGGCGCUGAAGCAUUGUCGACGGAGGAAAGCUAGGACUGUGUUUUCGGAUCCUCAGCUCACAGGUCUUGAAAAACGCUUCGAAACCCAGCGGUACCUUUCAACGCCUGAACGAGUAGAGUUAGCGGGAGCCCUAAACCUUUCAGAGACGCAGGUGAAGACCUGGUUCCAGAACAGACGCAUGAAGCAUAAAAAGCAAAUGAGGAAACAGCAGCAACAAAGAGGAGCUGCUCCAGUAGACUUCACAAAACACAACGCGACUCACUCCGAGUGUCGAAAGGCAGACAACUCUAGACUGUCAACACAAACGUCAGACUCCGACACAGAACAUAGCGAUAGUGACAUCGAUAUUGUCGGCGAAUCAAAUUACUCACAGCACUAUUCGACUAGCAACACGUAA